This is a messenger RNA of Perkinsus marinus ATCC 50983, 1728 nucleotides long. RefSeq lists its product as hypothetical. Bases 1 to 1728 code for a protein of 575 amino acids. The transcript is spliced from 2 exons. The record is from RefSeq and is a predicted model, not a curated record. Lineage: Eukaryota; Perkinsozoa; Perkinsida; Perkinsidae.
AUGCUCCUCUGUUUGAUACUGAGUGUCAUUGCAACUCUGGUUGGGAGUGUGAGCAGCUUCACUAGUGAUGACUGGUGCUCCAACCACGCCGCCAAGUAUAUUUAUUCGUCAGAAGCCACCGGUGAGGGCUUCCUACCACCUGGAGGGAUUGAGAUGGUUGACUACGCCUUCGACAGAACUGGCAAUUGGUAUCUCGCUGGUGUGGAGAAGAAGACUCAGCAGCAUAAGGUGUGGAAGAUCGCGUAUAGUCUUAAGAAGACGGAUGAGAUAUUCGUUGCCGAAACAUCGUCAAUCGAUGUCUACCACUCCUCUAGCUCCACGUACGUGUUUGCCAUCGUCAACAAUGAGAUUCGUAUGUACGGUACACCCGGGAACCGUCGGGCGCCUUAUGAGGGCGACUACGUCGUCAUUCGGAAGGGUCUCGCUAAUAACGAAUUAGCCGGUCUGGUCUUUGACAACUCGGCUAAAUUCCUGUACGUGACCGACAAGAAAAUGAAUCAGGUGUAUCGUUUCGAUCCAACUACUUAUGGUUACCCUCGGAAGCUUGUUGCUGGUAAUCCCGAUGGUAAGGCUGUUGAUGAUGGAACUCAUCUUUACCAUCCAGAGGGAGUCAAGUUUGCCGACGGCGAUCUGUACAUUCUACAAGGUUCCUCUGAAGGAGGCCAUAUCGUGAGGUGGACACCUGGCAAGAGUCAGCGAACGUUCGUCUACCACUUCUUCGUCAAAGGCCGGAUGGGUUUCUAUGUGGCCGAUGUUACGCAGCAAUACAUCUAUUACAGAAGCUCUGACAAUGCAGUGUACAAGCAUUGUGUGAAUUCUCCCUGCAAUGAGCCCAUCAUCAUUGCUGGGGGUUGCGGGGUCGGUCCUGCUAAGAAUCAGCUCGUCAAUGCAGGUAGCGGAGCGAGCGUUGAGUUGCCCCAACGUUCUGUGCAUCACUACAACUACAACGACUAUGCCAUCUACUACGACUACCACAACUACAACAUCUACCACAACAACCACCGCGACUACUACGCCAUCUACCACAACAACCACCACGACUACUACGCCAUCUACUACAACUACCACCACGACUACUACGCCCUCUACUACAACUACCACCACGACUACUACGCCAUCUACUACAACAACCACCACGACUACUACGCCCUCUACUACAACUACCACCACGACUACUACGCCAUCCACCACAACUACCACCACAACUACCACCACAACUACCACCACAACUACCACCACGACUACUACGCCAUCUACUACAACUACCACCACGACUACUACGCCAUCCACCACAACUACCACCACAACUACCACCACAACUACCACCACGACUACUACGCCAUCUACCACAACAACCACCACGACUACUACGGCAUCUACGACAACUACCACCACGACUACUACGGCAUCUACGACAACUACCACCACAACUACUACGCCAUCCACCACAACUACCACCACAACUACCACCACGACUACUACGCCAUCUACCACAACAACCACCACGACUACUACGGCAUCUACGACAACUACCACCACGACUACUACGCCAUCCACCACAACUACCACCACAACUACCACCACAACUACCACCACGACUACUACGCCAUCCACCACAACUACCACCACGACUACCACCACGACUACUACGCCAUCCACCACAACUACCACCACGACUACCACCACGACUACUACGCCUACCGCUACUUCUUCGACGACUCCAGCUAA